Molecule: messenger RNA, 3431 nt
Organism: Mya arenaria
Lineage: Eukaryota; Metazoa; Mollusca; Bivalvia; Myida; Myidae
Product: endoplasmic reticulum membrane-associated RNA degradation protein-like
Exons: 22
Coding region: 120-2468 (782 amino acids)
Source: RefSeq, a predicted model, not a curated record
AAACAAACCACUCUUAUAAAGUGGAACAAAUUCAAUAUUUGUUUUAUUAUACUGUUCCUUUAACUGUAUGGAAUGUUUUGUAAUUUGGCACUGAAGAUGGAAUACUUUACUCAGAUUGGAUGUUGAAGAACAUCUCAUGGAUGGACUCUCUGACAUUGCCGGUUGUGGAGACCUGCUUGUCCAGUUAUGUCAACAAUCUGAUCACACAGUUAGCUGUCACUGAAGCAUGCGAUGAUAGUGCACUGAAUGAAGGAUUUCUAGACUUCAAAUAUAUCUGUAGUAUGCUUCCAGGUAACGCAGAGGAUGAGCCAAGUGUAUACUUUCCAGCCUGUGUGACCAGUUUAGCUCCAAUUCUUACAUCAGUAGAAAAUCUUGUGGGAAAGAUUGGUCCGCAGAACUUCCUUGAUACUUACCUUCCAUAUGUUUCCUGGACUGGAAAGCAACAGGUACUGGCGGAAAUAUGGCGCGACAUGUUUACUCAUAACCCUGUGGAUGAAGUCACUGCCGUGCUGGUCACCUCAGCUGUUCUUGAGAGAGCCCUCGGUGAUGUGUAUAUGUUGAAAGGGCCAGCCCCGUGUCCGUCCAUGCUGAAAGAUCUGCUUGUAACAGAGCAGCUUAAGGAAAUUCUUGGAGAACACGUGAUGUGCAUACUCCGGCUGGUAAUGGGUCCUCCAACCUCUCUUAACCUCCGAAAUGUUGCAUGGCAUGGUUUUCCCUUUCCGGGAGAAAUACCAGCAAGGUGUAUUUGGUUCCUGAUACUACUGGUACCCAGCAUAGGUCGUGUGUUGGAAGAGAGGCUGGUCCCAGUCCUGAUGUUACACCGGGAACCUGUGGUCUUUCCUCGCACCAAACUUAUUACAGAGGUUGAUAUUUUGUCUAGCAAGGACCUCAUUGAGGCUGUAAAAGACACCCAAUUUUCAUCCUGGGACACAAGAAUGUUUUGGACAAAUAUCACCAGUUUAUAUACGCAAGAAAGGUAUGGUGAAUGUACCGCUCUUCUACUCUACUACCUAGAGCAAGGUCUACGGCUUGUGUUUGCUACUGCCAACAACUGCGAGAACAGAAUUUUGACUGCUGAGGCAACGACAUUAUACACUACAUUUGAUGAGAUGUUAGAUCCUUUUCUCCCUGAUGGGUCUGAAAACCGACUGAGGAUGGUUAUAGGAGAAGAGAUAUUGGAAAUAAUCCUUGACCACCUGACCUACCCGGGCGGCCCUAGGGUGAGGGACCGUUUGAGUCACGGUGAAGCAUGCUGGGAAAGGUUUCCAUGGCAACUCACACGUAACCUGGCAACUAUCUGUGUGGCACUGUCAGCCAUGUUUGUAAAGGAUGGGAAACAUAUUCAUAACAAAUGUGUAACCAUACUUCAUGAGGAUAUUAAGUCAUACAGUGUCCAGUUUCAUAGAAUAAGCCUGUUAAAGAAGGAGAUAUCUACCUUCUUUAAGAAAGCAUCUGAGACAGAUUCCAUGAUUUUACUGCAGCCUGACCUUAGUGAAAGAAAGCCAAAUGAUCCUUUCCAGUCUACAGAUGAAGCAUCUUCACUUGAAGCAAAGCUCAGGGACAUCGUUGCUGUUUUUGAUGGACAUUGGGCAUAUGUGGGCUCAAAAUGUUUUCAAUAUUGUGACCUCCAUCAUUUGAAAUCAACAGUUGAUGAAAUUUUGCAGCAAAAGAUACAUACCCUGUACAGAAACUCGAAGGGUUCCAACUGUGAUAUUGAAAAUGAGGUGCUAACACUGCUGGACCAUAUAGUAGAUGAGUGUUUGCAAGUCAUCACUCAGAUGCAACAGUUUGCAACAAACAGGCAACAGCAGAUGACUCUAAAACAGCUCAGGUCACGGCAGAGAGAGAACUUCAAGAAGUUCCUAGCAAGUGUACCAUCAUUGGUUGUGGGGCCGUGCACAUGUGUAUACAUGUGUUGUUGCCAACUAUAUCAACUUGAUGAAAUAAAGGCGAGGGAAGGACCUCAAUCAAACAACAAAUUAAUCAAAUUCUGGAAGUCUGUGCUGAAGUUGUGUGAGAAUUUACGAACAUUUACGCACCAUGAUAAGAACAAAUGGACAGAAGGGGAGGACCCAGCCGGAACAAUUUUUCAGUCGGCCGAUUGUUUCCCAGUAUUCGACACUCCUCGGCCAUUUUUAUCGACAACAACCUCGGCUGUAUGCCAGUACAUCAGUAGAAGUAGUAACGCAGAGGAUGAGCCAAGUUUGUACUUUCCUGCCUGCGUGACCAGUUUAGCUCCUAUACUUACAUCGGUAGAAAAUUAUGUGGAAGAGAUUGGACCACAGAACUUCCUUGAUACUUACCUUCCAUAUGUUUCCUGGACUGGAAAGCAACAGGAUGAAGUCACUGCCCUGCUGGUCUCCUCAGCUGUUCUUGAGAGAGCUCUCGGGGAUGUAAGACUGAUAAGUAAACUUAAUUUUCUUUCUGAGUAUUAUUUAUCAAUAAAAUUAUUGGAUGAGAUGUACUAAACAAUGGGUCGAUUAUUAAAGACUUUGUUAACCUUACAAAGGCAUUGUUGUUUAAACCUUUAAAGGGUUAAUGAUGAAUCAUAUAUUUAGAAAAAAAAACUUGUAUUGUAACUGAUACCGUGUACUUGUAGUUUGUAUACUGCAAUUGAAAGGAGGCAGUAACUCCUACAUGUGCAAACGGCCAUACUUAAAAUUAAGUAGUUCCUCUAAAUCGUACUACGAACAUAAACAACAUCCGUAUUUUUGUUAUUUUAAAGAUAUACAUGUGCGCCCACUGAGGCACUGUGUGAUUCUGACAAGUGUAAAACAAUACAUUGGGAUUGUUUAGAAAAUCUUGAAAAUUUAGCAACACGAUAAAUAUAUCUAUAAAUGGUGAAAUAGUUUAAGAUGUACUCAUAUAUUUAAAUAUAUACAAGUACAGCUGAAAAAAGUAUUGUUAAAACACAUCAGUUCUUACAAUUUCAAAACCAGUUAAUAUAUGAACGUAAAAAACGAUGGCCUUAACAAAGUUUAUAAAAGAUGGCUCUAUGUGAGAAUAACAUGAUAAUCUGUAUAUGUCUGAACAAACAAUACUGGAUAUUGUGUAUGUUUCUUUUUUUGAUGCCUAGAUGUUAGAUACUUUCCUCCUUAAAGGGACAGAAAACCGACACAGGAUGGUUAUGGGUGAAGAUAUAUUGGUAAGAAACACUUGAUUGUAGUGUUCAGUAAACCGUCUCAGGAAAGUUAUAGGAGAAAAUAUAUUGGUAAGGAACACUUGAUUUCAUUGCUCAGAAAACAAACUCAGGAUGGUUAUAGGUGAAGAUAUAUUUGUAAGGAACACUUGAUUUCAUUGCUCAGAAAACUAACCCAGGAUGGUUAUAGGUGAAGAUAUAUUUGUAAGGAACACUUGAUUGCAUUGCUCAGAAAACCAACCCAGGAUGGUCAUAGGUGAAGAUAUAUUUGCAAGGAACACUUGAUUGCAUU